UAUCUUCUGGUAAGUGUUAAUUAACGGAUGCUCCAUUUUCAGCACCUUCUCUCUCAUCUACUUUUUGACUUCUUUCCGCCGCCAUGACAGCACCCACCACCACCACCAGCAGCAGAUCAAAAUCCAAGUGCCUACUCUUCACUAUCAUUGCAUCUCUCCUGCUUUUGUCUCUUAUCGUAAUCAUCCUCUUCUUUAUCCUCCAUCAUAAAACUUCGCAUUCCUGCUCUCCAAAAUCAUCUUCAAGCACUCUAGUACCUUUAGCUAACAUUCAAUUAGCCUGUCAACCCACACAACAACCAGAAAUCUGUCAAGCCUCUCUUUCUAAGUCCAAUCUUCUCCCUCCCAAUCCAACUCCACUUCAAAUUAUCCAAUCUGCAUUAUGGGUCUCCUCCCAAAAUCUCUCAAUUGCACAAUCGAUGCUGAAGUCCCUCCUAAGCGCCGCGGCCGGUAAUCAAAACCUCACUUACGCUGCUAAAAAUUGUUUGGAGAUUCUGGGUUUUUCUCAGUACCGCAUUUCAUUGUCGAAUGACACUUUGCCACUUGGUAAGACCAAAAAUGUUCGUGCUUGGAUGAGUGCGGCUGUGGCAUACCAGUACUGUUGUUAUGGAGGACUCAGUUUCAAGGGGGCAACUCGCAGGAAGCCAAUGAAACGAAGGCGUUUCUUGAUGAUUUGAUUGGGCUCAGCAGCAAUGUUUUAAGCAU
Hevea brasiliensis (rubber tree) is the source of this 702-nucleotide messenger RNA. Its product is annotated as probable pectinesterase/pectinesterase inhibitor 64. NCBI's taxonomy places the organism in Eukaryota, Viridiplantae, Streptophyta, Magnoliopsida, Malpighiales, Euphorbiaceae. Bases 84 to 674 code for a protein of 196 amino acids. The record is from RefSeq and is a predicted model, not a curated record. Gene Ontology annotation, molecular function: enzyme inhibitor activity. The transcript has a single exon.